CUUGUUUUCUCAGGAAGAGGGCCUGGUGGCACACGUGUCUGUGCCCUAUUCUAAGACCUCGGCGUGGCGCGCUUUCAGUCUAGAGGAAAUCCAGCGCCCUGCUAUGGAGUCAACUAGGACAGAGUAAAACUACUACCCCACAGCAUCUCCAAGGCUGUCAUCUUUACGGAGCACACUGCCACAGCUGGCUCCAUAAAAGUACAGCUCAUCAGCUCCUGCUUUGAUGUGACAUGUGACUCCCCAGAAUACACCUUGCUUCUGUAGACCAGCUCCAGCAGGAUCCCAUGGUAGCUGGGAUGUUAGGGCUCAGAUCUACUGCCAGGAAAUUGCAUUUUGAUGGACGGUGGCACCAUUGGUUUCCAGGACUUAGACCAGCUACCCAGGGAGGAAAAGUCGGAAGACCAAGACCUCCAGGGCCUCAAGGACAAACCCCUGAAGUUGAAGAAGUUGAAGAAGGAUAAGAAGGAAGACAAAGAGGGCAAACAUGAGUCUCUCCAGCCGUCUGCCCACCACUCUGCUGAGCCCGCCGAGGCUGGCAAGGCCGAGACCUCUGAGGGGGCGGGCUCAGCCCCGGCUGUUCCAGAGGCCUCAGCCUCCCCGAAACAGCGGCGCUCCAUCAUUCGUGACCGGGGACCCAUGUACGAUGACCCCACCCUGCCUGAAGGUUGGACACGGAAGUUGAAGCAAAGGAAAUCUGGCCGCUCGGCUGGGAAGUAUGAUGUGUAUUUGAUCAACCCCCAGGGCAAAGCCUUCCGCUCUAAAGUGGAGCUGAUUGCCUACUUCGAAAAGGUAGGCGACACCUCCCUGGACCCUAAUGAUUUUGACUUCACGGUCACAGGGAGAGGGAGUCCUUCCCGGCGAGAGCAGAAACCACCUAAGAAGCCCAAAUCUCCCAAAGCCCCAGGGACUGGCCGAGGCCGGGGACGCCCCAAAGGGAGCGGCAGUGCAAGACCCAAGGCAACAGUGGCCGAGGGUGUGCAGGUGAAGAGGGUCAUGGAGAAGAGCCCAGGCAAGCUCCUGGUCAAGAUGCCUUUCCAAGCCACAGGGGGCGGCAAGGCGGAGGGCGGCGGGGCCACCACCUCCACCCAGGUCAUGGUCAUCAAGCGUCCUGGCAGGAAGCGGAAAGCCGAGGCUGACCCUCAGGCCAUUCCUAAGAAGCGGGGCCGGAAACCUGGCAGCGCAGUGGCAGCCGCCGCAGCUGAAGCCAAGAAGAAGGCGGUGAAGGAGUCUUCCAUCCGCUCUGUGCAAGAGACCGUGCUCCCCAUCAAGAAGCGCAAGACCCGGGAGACAGUCAGCAUCGAGGUCAAGGAAGUGGUGAAGCCCCUGCUGGUGUCACCCGUGGGCGAGAAGAGCGGCAAAGGACUGAAGCCCUGCAAAAGCCCUGGACGGAAAAGCAAGGAAAGCAGCCCCAAGGGGCGCAGCAGCAGCACCUCCUCACCCCCCAAGAAGGAGCACCACCACCACCACCACCACUCGGAGCCUCCCAAGGCCCCCGCGCCACUGCUGCCACCCCUGCCCCCGCCUGAGCCCAAAAGCUCCCAGGACCCUCAAAGUUCCCCAGAGCCUCAGGACUGCCGCGAGGAGAAGAUGGUGCCUCGAGGAGGCUCCCUGGAGAGCGAUGGCUGCCCCAAGGAACCAGCUAAGACUCAGCCCGUGGUGGCUCCUGCUGCCACCGCUGCUGAAAAGUACAAACACCGAGGGGAGGGCGAGCGGAAAGACAUUGUUUCGUCCUCCCUGCCGAGGCCGAGCAGAGAGGAGCCCGUGGACAGCCGGACGCCCGUGACAGAGAGAGUCAGCUGACUGUCUGCGUCGCGGGUGACAGAGCAAACCAAGCCAAGCAAAGGCAGCUGGUGUCUCUUCUCCUUCCGGGUAGGGCUCUGACAAAGCUUCCCGAUUCACUGAAAUAAAAAAGGGGGGGUUUUCUUUCAGUAAACUUAGAGUUUCGUGGCUUCGGGGUGGGAGUAGUUGGAGCAUUGGGGUGUUUUUCUUACCGACAAGCACAGUCAGGUUGAAGACCUAACCAGGGCCAGAAGUCGCUUUGCACUUUUCUAAACUUGGCUCCUUCCGCGAGGCUUGCUGCAGAUACUACUGACCAGACAAGCUGCGCCUAUACCUGCCCCCCACCCCCACCCCUUUGUACCCCGUCUGGGCCAAGAGUGGCACCCUACUGGUGGGCGUUGGGAGCAGAGAGCAGUUUAGAAACACACACACACACACACACACACACACACAGUUUUCCGUGCCAUUGGUGCCCGGCACCCACCCUGCCCACACUUCCCCAGCCCCUCACAGUUCCCCCUCUAAACUCACCCAUGGCGUAUCACUUCCCAGAACAGGAGCCUAGCCCCUGCCCCCUCCAGUCCUGGCAUGGCCUGGCAGGAGUUGUCUUGUGCCUGGCCUGAGCCAGGGAUCCGUAGCACUGUCCACUCUCGGGAGACACUUUCCAGAGGGAGGCACUAGAGAGAGCAGCCAGGGAGGCAGCCACCUGAAGCCAAGCCCAGAGGUAACCAGGCCCAGGGCAGUGAGCAGGUCGGCUUCCUGGGCCCAGGCCAUCUUCCACAUGGUGGACUAUGCGGGGCAGGACAUCACUUCUUCCGGUUAUUCCCGAGUUCUACUCCUUUAGGGACAGCUAGAAUGACUUGCACUAUCUCAAAGAGGGUGCCACCUGAAGCGACGGUGUUGAGAUUUCCUGUGUCCGGAUGUAGCGGCGCUUGUUUUAAAGUGGGACUGGCACAUGGGGUUCCCACGAAGCUUCGAAACUCUAAGUGUUUGCUGCCAUUUUGUAAGGACUUCCUGAUUGUGUUUUCUUCUUCCUCCCUUCCUUGGACCUUUUUGAUUUCUCCCUUCCCCUCCCUCCUCCUGUCUCCUCCUUUCUGGCCCCUUAGCUAACGCUUGUCAGCCCCGUAGAUGCCUCCCUGCCCACCUGCCCCUUUGCUUCUUGCUGCAGCCCCAGCCCCACUCGGCUUGGCUCUGCUCUCAAGCCCUAGCCCCGCAGGGCCUCUCCACCGAGAACCAGAGAGCAACACGUGCUCCUUCUCCCAGGUAGCCCUUCCUUCCUGCCUUCCGGGUAAGAGAGAAACCCGACGCUCGUCCAGCCCUGAAUAGCGAGCCUCGAACACUUCCACUCCGGAGAAGGGGGGCAGACGUGUUUGCCACCAGCCCAGCCGCGGCUUUUGGCCAACUCAACCUAGCUCCUCCCCAUGUACCCCAGCCGGGACCGAGCGCGCCCUGUCCCAGCCCAGCCCAUGCUCCUGUGCCACCAUGUGGGGCCAGGCUUGCAGCAGGCUUGGGCCAGGCAGCGGUUUUUCUUUGGGUUCCUGUCUCCCAGAGCUCUGUCCGGAAGUCCUUGUCUAGCUGCAGAUCUUCAUCAUAUUGGUAUACCCUUUUCUGUGUUUACAGAGAUCUCUCUCCUAUCUAAAUCUGUCCAACUGAGAAGUACCUUAUCAAAGUAGCAAAACGAGACAGCAGUCUUAUGCUUCCAGAAACACCCAUAAGCACGUCACCUGUGAGCUGCUGCAGUGACCUGUCAAAUGUGUGUUGUCUUGUGUGUUUCCGUUCUUGUCCCAGCGGAGUGAGACAUCACAGAGCACAUAGCCGUCCUUGCCAGUUGUAGUGUCAGGAGUCAUAGUGACAGUUCCAAUCUGUAGCGUAAGAUAAAGCAGUGUUUGUCUCUUCCUGAGUGGUUAGAAGCAGGGAGUCUACCCCGUUCGGUUUGUAGUCCUAGCUGGCCACCUCGGCCUGUUUGUACCCCUUUUCCUAAUGCUCUAACACCCACCCCACCCCAUUCCCAGCUCAGCUGCCCGUGCUCGCUUUGGGACCUUCCCACUCCUCCCAGGAAGGGAUAAAAGGUUCUCUCGAGCUCCAGAGGACACCUGCCAUGUGUAUGCGGUGUCCGGCCAGUUGGUAAUGGCGAAACUCUGGGAUGGUAUAGUUUUGAGGCAGUGCAGUGUGGCUGUUGGGAGGCCAGCUCCCCGCACACCCAACUGCAUCCUCUCGAGCCUGUGGCCAGGGCUAAGCAGUCCUCGUGCCCUUUAUGCUCCAUCCCAAGUUUCCUCUUCUGCCCCAAGUGAAAGGAGGCAGCAGGAGGUGGUUGCCUGCAUCAGCUGCCAGUGACCCUGUGGCUACCCUGCCUGGUGGACAGAUGGAAACAUCCUUAACUGCUAUGUCCUUUGAGCACUGGGGGGUUGGGGAGCCCCUCAUUGUCUUUGUGAAGAAGACAGCUUUUACAGGCACAGUCACCUCUGCCCUUGGUCCAGGUAUUGUUUCCCUGACCCCAAUCUGCCCCCAGCCAGGGGACUUGUCAUCAGUGGAAUCAUCAGCCUUGAGUGGUGCCAGCCAGGCACAAGUACAGGAGCACCCCAAAAUGCCUCAUCUGUCUGUCAUUGCUCUGGAGGGUACCUGAGAGGAGGGUUGUUGCCAGAAACCAACUGUCCUGUUGGAUUGGGCUACAGAUGAGGGCUGAAGGUCUGCACUGAGCCUCCCCUUCAGCCCCUUCCCCCCCUCCAGUGGGCAGCCGGGGCUGAGCAUCCACAGGCACCCCCUCGUCCCCACUCCCCACGCUUGCUGUGCGCGCUCCACUGUGUGUUCUGCUCUUAGCUCCAUGUCUGAUUGUUAGAAAUCACUAGGCUACGCCUCCUCCAGGGUCUAUAAUUACACAUGAACACUGAAACCAGUUCUCAAGAAUUAGAAGGAGAACCUAGAAAACAGUUGACAGAAAAUGACAUUUUGAUGUUCUGAAUGAAUAAGAGCAAACUUCUGCAAAGAUGCUGAUGUAAAACUACUUGGAGCUGGGCCGAAAGCCACCUGUGCUGUGUGUCCCCGAGGAGCUGGCCUCUGACUUGCCCUUGGGAGUUGGGUACAGAGGUUUGCAUAGGAGCCCAGCUCUUGGUGUGGCCAUGGAGUGUCCCUGAUGACUCAGCAGGCCACCUGCUGGCCCCGCCCUCCUUCCUGCUCCUUCUCUUGAUGGAGCCCAUACCAGACACUGGCCUCUGCCUGCUGUUUGUCCUGGCCCCGGGGACUCCUGGUCACCUCUGUCCCCUGGGCCAGUCUUCCCAGCCUCUCACUCCUCAGCGUCUUAGGGUCCAGAGUGCUGGGAAGCCAGCCCUUGCCUUGCACCUGCCCGCCACCUGGAGCCACUUGCUCCACUUGUGGGGUGGGGGUGGGGGUGGGGGUGGAGCCAGGGACAGGGACGGAGGCAGGACAGGUGCAAGGAGAGCAGCCCCUACCAGUCCAGUCUGCUCCCUGGCCCCGGGUCCAGUGACGCCCCGGCCUGGGGCUGGCUUUGUUUUGCUUUUAGUUCUGCCUUUAGUUCUUCUGUCCCUUUUAUUUAAUGCACCAACUAGACACAAGAAGCAGUGGACUUUUUCUAUAUAUAUCUGUAUAUUGCACAAUUAUAAACUCAUUUUGCUUGUGGCGCCACACACAAAAGACCUGUUAAACUGAUAGCUGUUGCUUAAUUACAAUAUUUCUGAUAACCAUAGCAUAGGUCACAGGAAAAUAAAAAACAAAAAACAAAAAAACCGACAACUCUGUCUGCUGGUCACUUCUCCUGCUCGUGUCGCCAGGGCAGGCGCCUGUGCUUGUGAGAUGUGUCCCAGGUGCCCUGGACCUGGGGCCACCAGAGUGUAGCCCGCUCUGCGGGGGGCGGGGGGCGCCGGAGCCGAUGGGAAGGUGGGGUGGUGGUGGAGUGGGGCCAAGCGCCCCGGGGGCUGGAGGGGAGAUGGGAAAACCAGGCGCCAGGGCAAGUGUGCGAAGACUCCAGAACCACCGUGUCUGCCCCUCAAUGAGCAAUAUCUGCUACAGAGUUGAGCUGUAACCGUUCUUUUUGAUCUUUUUUUAUCUUAAAAAUAAAACACCAAAAAAGGGAGAAAAAAAAAAACAAACACAAAAAUAAAUCCAGAAACUUGUUCUUCCAAAGCAGAGAGCAGUUAGAAGCACCAGGGCCCAAAGCUCCUGCCCCUGUUCCCCCUGCACUCCCCUCUUCCCGCUGCUUCUAAGACCUGAGGUCACUAGUGGAGCAGCUCCAGCCGUGGGGUGCAAUGGGGUGGAUAGGGGGCUACACAGUGCCCUCAUGGCUGGGGUGCAGUAUUAGCAGGUGGAGAGCAGGUCCCUUGUGUCCCUGCUCUCAAGUUUUCCCAUAAGUCUGUAGCCCCAGCGGCCAGAGAGGACCCCCUCAAGUGUUUGUGGGUGCAAAUGGGUCACAGGACUGGAAGGCCAUGUACUCCCUGGCCUCCAAGGCUGCCCCUUCAGUUUGAUUGACUUCCUGCUGCAGUCAUUGACAGCCGCACCAGAGUCCGUAGUUGAUGAAUUAUGACCAAAUAUGACCAGGACUGUUAAUACCCGAGGGCCAAGCCCGUCCUGUCCUCGGCCGGCCAUGUAACCGGCCACUAGAACGCGGCUGUGUGCCCUGCCCCGCCCUACCCUGCCCUUGCCUUGUCUUUCUGGGGGGUUCUGUUUGGGUUUGGUUUGGAUUUGAGUUUCCCUUUUGUGUUCCGAACAUGAGACACUCUUAACUGUGGUGUUGAGGCUUCUGUUUGUGUCGUCGUGGUGGGUGAGAGGAACUGCGCUAAGUAAAUCUCUUCUGUGUUUGAACUGAAGUCUGUAUUGUAACCUUGUUUUAAAGUAAUUGUCCCAGAGACAAAGGCUUCUGGACCCUAGCCGUUGACCAACAAUUAGCCUUUGGUGGGAGGGGGCAGGCCGGAGAGGGGACCCUUGCCUAGUGGCACAUGGCUGUGAUCAUGCAAACCCCAGUACAUUCUUCAGGCUUCACCCGUACCCCACCCCCUUCUAAGAUCAUUAAUGUCACAUCAUUUAUUUUUUUAAAAUUUUUUAGGAAGGCUGAUCCUGUGAGGGAAACCGGGAGGGAAGGGAAGGGAGGGCAGGUGCCUGGAGUUGAGUGCUCCCCACCCAAAGCCGCUCUUGACCUGAUCAUCCCCCUCGGACGUGCUCAUGGAAAACACAUGCCUGCCCCCUCGGUGGUCACUGGUAUACAUCAGCCUGUCCACAGGUAACAGGGGCUUGGAUAAGGUCUCUGACUAGCGUAGUCAGAGAAGCUAGUCGAGGUUCCUUCAGGACUCCUGUGAUGCCCCUGUGCUCCUUGAGUGUCCGGCAGUCUCCCCUCCCUAAAGGCCAAGAGCAGAGUUGGCUGUGGUAGGCACUGGUGGGGCGGUGGGGCAGGAAGAGUGGAGAAUGUAGAAGAAUCAGGGUGCAGUCACACUCCCUGUGACAUGCACUACCAGCCCCAAAGCCCAGCUAGGGUUGGGAGACACAGGUGGGGGCACCCAAGGCAGACUCAGCCAGAGCAAGCCUCAAAGGCCUCGAUUGCCCUUUGGUUUUUGUGUUUUGGGACAAUUACUUUAGAAAAUAAGUAGAUCGUUUUAAAAACAAAAAAUAUUGAUUGCUUUUUUGUAGUGUUAAAAACAAAAAGGUUCUUUGUGUAUAGCCAAAUGACUGAAAGCACUGAUAUAUUUAAAAACAAAAGGCAAUUUAUUAAGGAAAUUUGUACCAUUUCAGUAAACCUGUCUGAAUGUACCUGUAUACGUUUAAAAACGCCCCCACGGAAUCCCUGUAACCUAUUUAUUAUAUAAAGAGUUUGCCUUAUAAAUUUACAUAAAAAUGUCCGUUUGUGUCUUUUGUUGUAAAACCCAGUGAUUUUUCAUAAGGUUCUUUGACUAUUUGAAAAGAUGGGCAGCACGCAGUUUUAUUUUAUUUUUGUAAGGUUUUUAAUACAUGUGAAGCAAAGAAUACGCAGCAUGCCUUUCUAAGUGAUGCGUUCGCACCUUUUGUUGGGAAGUACUGUAUUCCUGUGCUGUUAGCAUUCUCGAUAAAUCUCUCUGUGAAAGUGA
Messenger RNA from Echinops telfairi (small Madagascar hedgehog), 7844 nucleotides. It is a transcript of the gene MECP2, whose product is annotated as methyl-CpG binding protein 2. Lineage: Eukaryota; Metazoa; Chordata; Mammalia; Afrosoricida; Tenrecidae. Bases 337 to 1800 code for a protein of 487 amino acids. Gene Ontology annotation, molecular function: methyl-CpG binding; double-stranded methylated DNA binding; chromatin binding. The transcript has 5 exons. Gene Ontology annotation, cellular component: heterochromatin; nucleus. The record is from RefSeq and is a predicted model, not a curated record. Gene Ontology annotation, biological process: negative regulation of transcription by RNA polymerase II.